Molecule: messenger RNA, 2788 nt
Organism: Pseudovirgaria hyperparasitica
Lineage: Eukaryota; Fungi; Ascomycota; Dothideomycetes; Acrospermales; Acrospermaceae
Exons: 1
Coding region: 257-2560 (767 amino acids)
Source: RefSeq, a predicted model, not a curated record
GGUAGUGUUGUGGCACGCACACCAGGCAGCACCGCCUCAGGAAUGUGCGGAAGCAGUUCAGCGAUGCUGUAGCCUUAGCGCUGUUACUGCAAUGUCCAUACAUAUAAAUACUACGAACAUCUCCCAGGAACUACGAUACUGAUCCUCAAUCUCUCGGUCACUCUUCUUCUUUCCUGAACAUUAACGUUUGCACAUCAGUUGCUGCGCGUGCAAUUUCGAACCACAAGUUGGGAUAUUCGGAAUCUCCACAGCAACCAUGGCCGGUGUAGACGUCGAUCAAACCAUCUUGGUCAAGGAUCUAAGUACGAAGUCGGUGGUUUUGUACCCAUCGCACGCUCAUGUGACUCGCGAUAUCAACGAUGUGAUGCUCAAGCAAGGUGUCAACACAAUCGAGAUAUUCGGUCUCGCCCCGACUGUGGAUGAGCAUAGCAUUCAAGUUGAUGGCAGGGGUGCUGCAACUAUCGUGGAUCUUUCAGUUGAACUCGUGCCCAAUCCUGAUGACUUCGAAGAGUUUUAUAUGGUUGCCGAUGACCCCUCCAACGAGAACAGUGAUCCUGAGGAGUCUCCUGAUAAUGAUAACGAGCCUGAUGAUGUGAAGAAAUUGAAAAGUACACUGAAGGCUCUGCGAAUGGAGUUGUUACAUGCAAAGGAAGACGAGAACUCAGUUAAUCAGAGACUUCUUGUACUCGACACAUAUUAUCGAUCGAUCGAUGCGAGGUAUUACAAGCCAGAACAAAUACCGUCUGUCAUGCAAAAGUACGCAGAAGAUAGAGCCGCGAUUCAAAAGGACCUUCACGCUGUAUCGAAAACAAUUGGAGAGCUGAAACAGAAGAUCAGCAAGAGCGAGAAAUCGAAACCAAGCAAAAAGAUCCGUAGGAUCGAAGACAAGCAGAAAAAGAUCAAAGAACGUCGGAAAACGAAAGGGGACGAGAAAGCUCGGUACAUCGAGGCUGAGCGACUUCGCUUCUGGCCCAAGAAAGUCUACCGAAUCAUGCUUCAACUCGAAACCACUAUUGAGACUCCGACCACCUCCCGUAAGGAGUCAGUCAGUUCGGUGACACUGUCUAGAGCUGCCAUAUCGCCACUCAAAGAUAUAGACACCACGAAGGGUUCCUCGCCCUCGACAGCGAUCUCGUUGUCCCUUUCAUACAUCACUCAACAGGCUCAAUGGGGCCCACGCUACGACAUCACGAUCGAUUCCACCCAGAAGACCGCCACAAUUGUCUACCGGACCGAGUUUAUCAACCACACAUCUGAAACAUGGAAGGAUGCUAAAGUUUCCUUCUCGAACUCGCAGACCUCAUACCAAGGCGUCGACGACAUACCUCCGAAGAUGAACCCGUGGCAUAUAAAGCUUGGGCCGGAAAGUGAUGACGUUGACGAGGGACUCCUCAGUCUGGAAGAGGUAUUCCGGCCUCGUCGUAAAGCAAAGGCUGUGCCGCAUUUCAAUCGCAGGGCAUUAUUCGGUGAAGAUGGUGAUUACGUUGAGCCACAGUACGACAGCUCAGCACAGCGUCAAGCAUGGCAUGCCAGCUCAUUCAAAACUCAAGCCUCUGAAGGACUUAGGUCAGAUACUUCGAUGCAGCAGCAAGCAAGAACAAGCAAUAGACUUUCCGGCAACGCGGCUCUCCUGAAAGUCAAUGCUAUGCCCCAAGCCUCAGCCUUCGGAGCAAGCACAACAUAUCAGUCACCAUUCGAAUCCUACCAUCCGUCACGCUUCCAAAACGCUUCAGACCCUCCACCUCCCGCCCACCCUUCCUCCCUCAACACCGAGAUCCCUCCGUCCACAGUCGCCUUCGAAGAAUCAAGUUGGGAGGACAACGGCCUGACAACAACCUACGAAAUUCCCGGCACUCGCACACUCGCCCCGUCCUCGCAGACCCGACGCCUCAAGGUCGCGUCGCUCCACGUCAACUCGGUGCAGCUCUCAUACAUCGCUGUGCCCAAGCUUCGCGCUGCCGUCUUCCUGCGUGCCAAACUACGUAACCCGUCUACCAGUGUCACCCUGGUCAAGGGCUCCGCCGGCGUCUCACUCGACGGCUCGUUCUUAGGCCAUGUAGACUUGCCGCGCAUCGUGCCAGGCGCCCCGUUCAGCGUGCCUCUAGGCGUCGAUCCAGGCAUCAGCGUGAGCUACCCGAAGCCCGCCGUGCAUCGCAGUGCGCAGGGCCUGUUUGCGCGGGAGAACGCCAAGUCAUAUACACGCAGCGUAUGGCUCAUGAAUACCAAAACGCGCCCGGUCGAGCUGCUCGUGCUUGACCAGAUCCCUGUCUCGGAAGACGAGAAGUUGCGCAUUGAGGUCCUGCAGCCGAGCGGAUUGAAGGAGGGCGAGACGGUCACGGCGGGGAUGAGUGCGCGCGAGGCUGGGGCUGUGGAAGGUGCACCGACGUGGAUGAAGGGCGAAAAGACUUGGGGUAAUGCAACGGCGAGUUUGAAGAAGAAUGGCGAAGUCAGCUGGAAUGUGAAGUUGGAAAAGGGAGGGGCGUGUUUGUUGAGAUUGGAGUAUGCGGCACGGACGCCGGGCACAGACAAGAUUGUGAAUGUGGCUGGAGAGCAUCAUUGAAGACAGCUGUGUCGAUUGAAAUUCUUAUUAUUCCACCAUUUGUGGUAUAUGGACUCGCCAGUGGGCGUCGGCGACAUUUGGGCGAAAUGCUUGUGUCUAUCAGAUUUGGUGCAAUGGGUUCUUGAGAUCUAGGAAAUUGUUCGUUGGAUUUGGUCAGCGAGACCAUUGUUAAUCAGGCAGAGGCCGAAAUUCAUUCCAGUGUCUCAGAAUGCCCACCUCUAAUUCACG